Molecule: messenger RNA, 852 nt
Organism: Nycticebus coucang (slow loris)
Lineage: Eukaryota; Metazoa; Chordata; Mammalia; Primates; Lorisidae
Product: heparan-sulfate 6-O-sulfotransferase 3-like
Exons: 2
Coding region: 104-823 (239 amino acids)
Cellular component (GO): membrane
Molecular function (GO): heparan sulfate 6-sulfotransferase activity
Source: RefSeq, a predicted model, not a curated record
CGGGCUCCGAGCCGCGCCCCGGAGUCCCUGAAACUUGCACGCGGGCGUCGGUCCGCGCCGCCGCUGCCGCCGCCGCUUCGCCUGCCGGCCUGAGAGCGGGACCAUGGAUGAAAGGUUCAACAAGUGGCUGCUGACGCCGGUGCUCACUCUUCUUUUCGUGGUCAUCAUGUACCAGUACGUGUCCCCCUCCUGCACCAGCUCCUGUGCCAACUUCGGGGAGCAGCCCCACAGGGGGGAGGCCGGCCCGCCCGCCGCCCCGGCUCCCGCCCGCCGCGCACAGGCGCCUUCCGAGGAGUGGGAGCGGCGGCCCCAGCUGCCUCCGCCGCCCCGCAGGCCGCCCGAGGGGCCUCGGGGGCCCGCGGCUCCAGAGGACGAGGACGAGGAGCCUGGGGAUCCCGAGGAGGAGGGGGAGGAGGAAGAGGAGCCUGACUCCGAGGCCCUUGAGAACAGCUCCCUGCCCCGGUUUGUGCCGCGCUUCAACUUCACCCUGAAGGACCUGACCCGCUUCGUGGAUUUCAACAUCAAAGGGCGCGACGUGAUCGUGUUCCUGCACAUCCAGAAGACCGGGGGGACCACGUUCGGCCGCCACCUGGUCAAGAACAUUCGGUUGGAGCAGCCUUGCAGCUGCAAAGCCGGCCAGAAGAAGUGCACCUGCCACCGGCCGGGCAAGAAGGAGACAUGGCUCUUCUCCCGCUUCUCUACUGGCUGGAGCUGCGGGCUGCACGCCGACUGGACGGAGCUCACCAACUGCGUGCCGGCCAUCAUGGAGAAGAAGGACUGUCCCCGCAACCACAGCCACACCAGAUACAGAAGGAUGGAAUAGCUGUGGCAGAUGUGAAGUGUCCUGCAUCA